Messenger RNA from Oxyura jamaicensis (ruddy duck), 1724 nucleotides. RefSeq names its product casein kinase 2 alpha 1 (gene CSNK2A1). Gene Ontology annotation, biological process: protein phosphorylation. Bases 223 to 1398 code for a protein of 391 amino acids. Gene Ontology annotation, cellular component: nucleus; cytosol; protein kinase CK2 complex. NCBI's taxonomy places the organism in Eukaryota, Metazoa, Chordata, Aves, Anseriformes, Anatidae. The transcript has 13 exons. The record is from RefSeq and is a predicted model, not a curated record. Gene Ontology annotation, molecular function: protein serine/threonine kinase activity; ATP binding.
UUCCGCUUCCGGCGCGCCUCGCUCUGGUCCCUGCGGCUGGCGGCCGAGCCUUGUGCCUCCGCCAUAUUGUCUGUGUGCGCCCGGCGGGCGGCGGCGGCGGCGGCUCCGGCAGCUGGAAGAAUCUGAGGCCCGUCUGAGGCCUUUCUCCUCUGUCCAGCCUCGGAGUUCGGGUAGCCCCUGGUUUCAGACACCUCCUCACUUCCACCUGCCAACCUGUCUGAUAUGUCGGGACCCGUGCCGAGCAGGGCCAGGGUUUACACGGAUGUGAACACACACAGACCCCGGGAGUACUGGGACUACGAGUCGCAUGUUGUUGAGUGGGGAAAUCAAGAUGACUAUCAGCUAGUUCGAAAAUUAGGCCGAGGCAAAUACAGCGAAGUAUUUGAAGCCAUCAACAUUACAAAUAAUGAAAAAGUAGUCGUUAAAAUUCUCAAGCCUGUUAAAAAGAAGAAAAUCAAGCGUGAAAUCAAGAUCUUAGAAAACUUGCGAGGCGGUCCCAAUAUAAUCACUCUCGCAGAUAUAGUAAAAGACCCCGUGUCUCGGACCCCAGCUUUGGUUUUUGAACAUGUAAACAACACAGACUUUAAGCAAUUAUACCAGACAUUAACAGAUUAUGAUAUUCGAUUCUACAUGUAUGAGAUUUUGAAGGCUCUAGAUUACUGCCAUAGCAUGGGAAUCAUGCACAGAGAUGUCAAACCUCACAACGUCAUGAUUGACCAUGAGCACAGAAAGCUUAGACUAAUAGACUGGGGUUUGGCUGAAUUCUAUCACCCUGGCCAAGAGUAUAAUGUCAGAGUGGCUUCCAGAUAUUUCAAAGGACCUGAACUCCUGGUAGAUUAUCAGAUGUAUGAUUACAGUCUGGAUAUGUGGAGCUUGGGUUGCAUGUUGGCUAGUAUGAUAUUCCGAAAGGAGCCAUUUUUCCAUGGCCAUGACAACUAUGAUCAGCUGGUGAGGAUAGCCAAAGUGCUGGGAACAGAAGACCUCUAUGACUACAUUGACAAAUACAACGUCGAACUGGAUCCCCGUUUCAAUGACAUCCUGGGCAGACACUCCCGUAAGCGAUGGGAGCGCUUUGUUCAUAGCGAGAACCAGCACCUGGUGAGUCCAGAAGCUCUGGAUUUCUUAGACAAGCUGUUGCGAUACGAUCACCAGUCACGACUCACAGCAAGAGAAGCCAUGGAACACCCCUACUUCUAUCCCAUUGUGAAAGACCAGGCUCGGAUGAGCUCCUCCAACAUGCCGGGUGGCAGCACUCCUGUCAGCAGUGCGAGUAUGAUGUCAGGGAUUUCUUCAGUGCCAACACCUUCACCCCUUGGACCUCUAGCAGGCUCACCCGUCAUUUCUGCCACCACCACGCUGGGGAUGCCCGUUCCAGCUGCUGCCGGCGCUCAGCAGUAGUGAUGGGCUCUGUCUCCUGCUGCCUGAGCUGAGUCAGGUGGGGAAGAGGUUUCCCCCUCCGCCUCUCCUCAGGACGCAGCUCGUGCCUGGCAGGGGAAGGGAGGGGAUGAACGCUUUGGAGGCACCGUGUCUGAACUGUUGCUUGUGGAUUUAUAGUAGUUCAGUCAUUAUAUACAAAAUUAUUAUAGGCUGAUUUUUUUUUUUUUUUUUUUUUUACUUGAACUUUUCGUAACUCAGGGGAUUCCCUGACAAUACCUACAAAUGGAAUAUUUCUUGGACAGUUUCCCACCCCACCCCCCCCCCCCUCACCCCCCCCCCACCCCCCA